Saprolegnia parasitica CBS 223.65 is the source of this 2067-nucleotide messenger RNA. RefSeq lists its product as hypothetical. The record is from RefSeq and is a predicted model, not a curated record. The transcript is spliced from 3 exons. The coding region runs from base 4 to 2067 and encodes 687 amino acids. Lineage: Eukaryota; Oomycota; Saprolegniomycetes; Saprolegniales; Saprolegniaceae.
CUCAUGCAGCUGCAAGCGGCUGUCCUCUCGAUGCUGGCGCUGGCCGCGCAUGCCUACACGACGCUGCCCUUUGACGGCUGGUACGCGUGCAGCAUGAACUCGAUCGGCAGCGGCUACAGCAUGGCGCAGAUGGCGGCGACCAAGAGCCACCUACCCCGCGUGCAUCUGGAAGCCGACGCCUUGGGCGGCCAGCGCCGCCUCGACGCCACGACGGGCUACGAGUGCGGGCAGUUUGAGCUCCCGUUGUGCCACAAGGAGGUCUGCACCGAUCCGCGCGGCCAGACCAUCGAUGUUUUUGUCAAGCGAAAGCUGGCCAACCCGGCCAAGGUUACCAUUGGCACCGAGAAGGUGUUGUGGGUGCUCCAAGGCGGCCCUGGCGACUCGUCCACUGCCAUGGAGACGCUCAUGGCCAACUUGUACUUUGAGAUGAACGAGACCGUAACCUUGUACACGAUGGACCACCGAGGCACGGGUCGCAGCAACCGCCUCGAGUGCAACGCCGCGGCGAGCAUGCAAUCGGGCAGUCCGGGCGGCGUGAGCAUCACCGACGAAGAGUACCCCAACUGCAUCAAGGACAUUUUGUUCCAGAUCCAAAACCACACUGAAGCCUUCUCCGUUACGAGCGCCGCGUACGACAUCAAGCGCAUCAUCGAGUCGGCGCAGGCGUCGAAAGAGGUGUACGUCUACGCGCUCAGCUACGGCACGUUCCUCGUCGAGCGGCUCAUGCAGCUCCAGUCGCCCGAGAUCAAGGGCUACAUUGUGGACAGCAUCGUUUCGCAGAGCAGCCCAAGCUUCAAGAGCAUGUCGACCUUCUCGAAUUGGGACCGCGACGUGGCCAUGGUUGGCAAUCGCUUUCUGGAUCUGUGCCAAGAAGACGCGUUUUGUGGCGCCAAAUUCCAAGGCCGGAACGUCACGGACGUGGCGUGGGCCGUCUACGACAAGCUCGACCGCGAGUACGGCACGAAUGUCAACUUGUGCGCCGACCUCAUGCUGCAGAUCGGGGGCGCGCCCUCCCAGACGCUUCGCUCGCUCUUCGGCUCGAUGCUCAUGAGUCAAAUGUACCGCGAGAUGAUCCCGGCACUCCUCUUCCGCUUUGAGCGCUGCGCGCCCAAGGACGUCAAGGUGCUCCAGAGCUUUAUCGACAUUUACAUCCGCGAAGAAGGCCGGUGGGCCGCAAAGGCCUCAGACGAAGACACGACCUUGUACUACUCGGAGCUUCUCUACGGCCUCAUCGUCUACUCGGAGAUGUGGGAGACACCGACGCCGUCGCAGUCGGAGCUCAAGGCGAUCUUCGAUGCCGGGCUCUUCGGAGGCGCCACGUACUCGCUCGUCGAGCAGUACUGUACAUUCACGGGCUCGCGCGACCCCAACUGCGCCGAGUUUCACCUCCCGAAGAGCCCGCCGUUCGUCUAUGAGCGCGACCAGUACUUCAACAAGACGGCGAGCGUCCCGCGAGGCGCCACGGCGCUCCUCAUGGCCGGCGGCUUGGACCCGCAGACGCGCUGGGGCUACGCGCGUGACGAGAACGCGUCGAUGGUCGGGCCGCACCGGCUCAUUGAGUUCCCGACGUCGGCGCACUGCACGACGUUUACGACGCGCAUGAAGUCGGGCGGCACCACAUGCGGCGUCAAGAUCCUCGCCUCGUACGUGCUCGGCGGCGGCAACCUCGACACAAUCGACACAAGCUGCCAGUCGGACGUCAUCGGCCUCAACUUUGGCGGCGUCGGCGCCGGCUGGCUGCGCUACUUUGGAGUGCUCGACGCCUUUGAGGACGACGCGACGGCCGGUGUGUUUGCGGCUGUCCAGUCGGCGUCUGAAGGCGACAAGAACGACUCGCUCUGGGGCCUCGGCCAGGGCUACAGUCUUGCUAUUGCGACGGCGGCCGUGGCCAUGGGCGUGAUCGCCCUCGUCCUUGCCGUGCGAGUCUCCCGGCGCCACACUGCACCAACGACAAUGACAGUGACAGUGGCAGAGGCGACGAACGACGACGACGAGGAUGAGCUCACGACGCCCCCCGAGCAAGUCGCAGCUGUCGCGUCGCCGGCCGAUACGGUUGCGAUUGUGUAG